AUGAUUUUUGGUAACAAUACAACGACAACAACACCAUUAUUAUUAACCGUAAACACACCUGGUCUUCGACUAUUAAUUGCUAUUGUGUGUGCUUUUCUUUAUAUAUUGGGUUAUACAGGCUGUUUAUUAUCUAUAAUUACAUUUAGUAGUAAAAAAUUACGUAGACAUUCAACUGGUUUUUUAUUUCUUAUUAUGGCAUUCGUUGAUAUAUUUAAUUUAAUUGCGAGUUUACAAUAUGUUUUUGAUGUUAUCUAUCAAAUUAAUGUAUUUGAAUUAUCCAUACAUUUAUGUCGAUUUAUAACCAUAUGUAAUUAUGAAAUUUAUUUUGGUUUUUCCUGGAUAUUUGUAUUUAUUGCACUUGAUCGUUGGAUUAAAGUUGAAUGGCCAACAAAAAGUCAAAAAUUAUGUACACGUAAAAAUUUUAUUUAUCUAUGUUUAAUUACAUUUAUUUUAUCAUUAGGACAAAAUAUUCUUUAUACAUUUUUAUGUUUUAAUGAACAUUGUAGUCAAUCAAAUAUUAUUUGUGAAAUAUUUAUACAUGUUAUUUAUAUUACAUUUUAUAUGACAAUACCUAUUGCACUUAUUCUUAUUUCAAUUAUUCGUACAUGUACAAUAACAUUAAAUUUAAAAAAACGUUUUCAACAAUCAUCAUCAAUAAUUAAUACGUCAAUAAAUACUCAUAGACAAUCAACAAUAUCAAAUCGUUUAUCAACAACACCUAUUCCAAUUAUUAUUUCAAAUCAAACGAGUAUAACAACAACAACAACAACAGUAUCAAAUGAACAAUAUCCAUUAAAAUCUUAUUAUCAUCAUCCAAAUAGUUUAUCACAAAUACAUUUACAAUCACGACAACGACGACGUCGAUUAGAUAAUCAAAUGGUUAUGUUAAUUACAAUUAAUGUAGCACCAUGUAUUUCUGUACACAUAAUUACUGAAAUUGCUUAUUUAAUAGAAAAAUAUUCAACUAUUGUUAAUAAAUCAACAAUAGCAAAAUUAAUUAUUAUACUUAUUUAUUUAAGUUGGUAUUUAAUAUCGGCAACACGUUUUUAUACAAAUUGUCUUUUAUCUCGAAUUUAUCGUGAAGAAUUUAAAAAUCGUUUACAUUUAUUAAAAAAUGGUUGUAAAUCACGAACAGUUAUUAAUAAAAAAUCAUCUAAUUAUCAAAAUUAUCGACAUACUGCAAGAUUUUAUACGGGUAAUGAUUCAAUAAGUUUAAAUAUAAAACCACAACAAUAUAAUUCAAUUAAAUAA
Messenger RNA from Didymodactylos carnosus, 1251 nucleotides. The record is from the annotation of a GenBank genome assembly. NCBI's taxonomy places the organism in Eukaryota, Metazoa, Rotifera, Eurotatoria, Philodinida, Philodinidae.